Molecule: messenger RNA, 1581 nt
Organism: Exophiala viscosa
Lineage: Eukaryota; Fungi; Ascomycota; Eurotiomycetes; Chaetothyriales; Herpotrichiellaceae
Product: membrane dipeptidase
Exons: 3
Coding region: 146-1444 (432 amino acids)
Biological process (GO): proteolysis
Molecular function (GO): metallodipeptidase activity
Source: RefSeq, a predicted model, not a curated record
UAUCUUCUCAGAGUUGAGUUGAACAGUAGAAGUGACUUUCUCGAGACUAACACUACUGUGACUUGGGGCGAUAUCUUGAUAUUCACAGGUCUAUCGACCAUCGACUUAUCAAACUCAGCUAUACACUACUCCGAGGGUGAUCAAGAUGCAUUUCGCUACCUUACUACUCACCCUCUUCACAGGCCUGACUCCCUUAGUACGAUGCAUUGGGGAUGCCUACGACAAUGGUUUCCUCGACCAAGCGAUCAAAUUGAUGGAGGAAAGUCCGCUGCUGGACACGCACAUCGAUCUGCCGCAGAUCAUCAGAAGUCUGAAUCGCCGACCACUAGACGCACUUCCCCAGCUCAACGGCUCUUACCCAGGGCACGUCGACAUCCCGCGCAUGCGAGAAGGUCGACUAGGCGGAGCAUUCUGGACAGUCUGGGCCCCUUGCUACGAUGUGACGGGCGAAGAUCCCGGUGCCGACUUCAACACGCCGACCAACCACCUACGCGACUCGCUGGAGAUGCUCGACAUUAUCCAGAACAUGAUCGCCUUGCAUUCAGAUGAUCUCCAGUACGCCAGGACAUCGACCGAGAUCAUGACGGCUUUCAGCUCGGGUAAAAUCGCAUCAUUGAUCGGCAUGGAAGGAACGCAUCUGCUGGGCAAUUCCCUCGGCGCACUUCGCAUCUUCGCACAAUUGGGAGUACGAUAUCUGACGUUGACGCAUACCUGUCACAGCGCGUUCGCGUCAAGCGUUGGGUCGGGAACGCCGCUGAACGAUGUCCACGAAGGUAAUGGAUUGUCGGAGCUGGGCAAGGAACUUGUCAAAGAACUUAACCGUGUCGGUAUCAUGGUGGACCUUUCGCACACGACGCCCGAGACUAUGAGGCAGGCUAUCGCGCUGUCUGAGGCUCCGGUGGUCUGGACGCACGCUGGUGCUCGGGCUCUGUGGGAUCACCCACGCAAUGUUCCCGAUGAUGUGCUCGACAUGAUCGGUGAUGGUCCAGGACAGAAAGACGCCGUUAUACAAUCGGUUUUCUUCCCACUGUUCAUCGCUGGUGAGGGAUCCAACGUCUCACAUGUGGCGGACCACAUCGAGUACAUCGCCAAUAAGAUCGGGAGGAAUCGUGUCGGUAUAGCGUCCGACUAUGAUGGUAUGUACGCGACUGUCGAAGGUCUGGAGGAUGCUAGCAAAUACCCGAAUCUGGUCGCAGAACUUCUUUCCAGAGGCUGGACGACGGAGGAGAUGCGUGGAGUCUUGGGUGGGAAUCUGAUGAGAAUCAUGGACAAGGUGGAUGAGGUCAGUGAGAGCUUGAAAGAGCGCUUACCUUCGUCUGCAAUCUGGGAGAAGAGAAAGGAUCUGCCUUCGACAAACUGGGGAGGUGGCGGUCCGCAAAUGUACUGGCCGCCAGAUGUGAAGGACACGGUGGACAAGAUGCAAAUACGACAUGAUGAGCUGUAAGGAUGGAGGGCUGGAGACCUUCUGGAGAAGAACUUGAAGUAGUGAGAACGCCAUUAGCCAGCUCGUUUGGCCAGAAAAGUCGUUGCCUGACUGGGCUUGCAAGUUGACUGUUCCGAGUCCAACAUCGCGAAUCCGUG